AUGGAUUGGAUAUCAAAUUUAUAAUCAUUAGGUUUAAAGUAAUAAAAAUAUAGUCUCUAUAAGGAAUUAGAAGUAAUGAUCAAGUAUUAAAAAUCAAAUGAAAAUGAUUAGAUUGAUGAAACAAAUUAGAUUAAAUUACUAAAUGAUUCUUUUUCCACUAAAAUUGAUAAUAAGUUAGAUUCAUUCAAAUAAUAUUAGGAAUAUUAAAAAUGUCAACAAAUAUUACAAGAAUUGUCAUCUUAAUUCUAUUAAUAAUCAAUAUAUGUUCAAAUAUAAUUGUUAAAUUUAGAGAUCCUAAAUUUCAAGGAAGUGGAGUUAAAGUGUAUUAAACUUCUUAAUCUUGGUUGA
Molecule: messenger RNA, 348 nt
Organism: Paramecium tetraurelia
Lineage: Eukaryota; Ciliophora; Oligohymenophorea; Peniculida; Parameciidae
Exons: 1
Source: RefSeq, a predicted model, not a curated record